AUGGCUGUCUCACCGGUGAAAGCCGCAAUUCAGGAGCUGUUAUACAGUUUGCUUUCAGUCAACUUCUUUCGAACAAAUAAAUUCAGAAUUGGAUUGCUAGAAGAUUUAAGGAUCGUGCUGCAGUAUCUUACUGUGAUGGUCGAUGAAGCUGAGGAGAAGCAGAACAAAAACCCAGUUGUUAAAUUGUGGCUGGACGAGCUUCAAGAUGUUGUCUACCACACAGAGGAUCUCGUGGAUGAGAUGUGCAUUGAAAGUUUAAGACACAAGUUGGAUGCUGAAUCUCAGACCAAGUCAUCCAGUCUGGAAUGGAAUAUCAAGGUGAUAAAAAAGAUGAAGGAGUUGCUUGACAGAGAUGCUGAUAAAGAUGCUAUUAUUAGUCUUUUGCUGUCUGAUGAUGUAAAGAGUGAACACUUGUCUGUGAUUCCGAUCGUGGGCGAGGUUGGGGUUGGUAAGUCCACUCUUGCUCGGCUCGUUUACAAUGAUUGCAGAGUAAGUCAACGUUUUGAGAUCGAGGCUUGGUACCCCGUUAAUCAUAAGAUGACAAAGGCAAUUUCUGAGUUGUUUAGUUUGCAGUCUUCGCAAGAGAGCCUUAAGGGAAAGAAAUUUCAUUUUGUUUUGGAUGAUGUGGGGAGUUUUAACUAUGCAGACUGGAAAUCCAUACAAUCUACUUUGACUGGUGUGGCAAAUGGAAGUUGUGUUAUUGUAACUACACGCGAUUCAGAAGUUACAUCCAAGAUUAGCAUUGUAUGUACUUACAAUAUAGAGUCACUGUCAAAUGAAGAAAGUUGGUUGAUGUUCACAAAAUUUGCUUUAGGAGACCAAAUUCCUAGUUCAUAUCCCGAAGUAGAAACCAAUGGCAGACAAAUUGUGCAGGAUUUUUUGGGCCUGCCAUUUGCAGUAAAAGCACUUGGGCUUCUCUUGCGCUCUAAGCCACAAGUUGAGGAGUGGAGAGUUGUAUUGGACCGCCUAAAGCAUUUUUCUUUACCUACAGGAAUGGGUUAUGAAUUUGAGAAAGAGAAGUUGGUUCUUUUAUGGUUGGCAGAAGGUCUUUUGCAAAAUCGUGGAAAGGAAGAUGAUGGUAUCAAGUGCUUUGAUGAAUUGUUAUCGGAGUCUUUUUUUCAACAAUCAAGUGCCAAUAAUUCACGUUUUCUGAUGCAUGAUAUUGUGGAUGAUUUGGCUGCUCAUCUGUCUUGGAAACAUAUUUUCAGAUUGGAGGAUAAUAAUUUGUCUCAUCUCUGUAGAGGCAAAUAUGAUUCCUCAGUGAUAUUUAAAAGUAUUGAUAAAGCCAAGUUUUUAAGGACAUUCUUGCCAUUAGAUCAUGAAUCAUGUCGUUUAAGUAGUAAUGAACUGCAGAAUAUGUUGUGCAAACUGCAAUUCCUGCGUGUGCUUUCUUUAUCUCAUUAUAAUAUCACUGAGCUACCUGCUUCAAUAGGCAAUUUGAAACAUUUACGGUACAUUGAUCUCUCUCACACUGGAAUUAAGUGGUUACCUGAAUCAGUUUGUGCUCUAUGCAAUUUACAAACAUUCAUAUUGUCGAACUGUCAUUCUCUGACCAAAUUGCCAGAAAACAUGUGGAGGCUUGUUAACUUGUUUCAUCUUGAUAUUAGUGGAACUGACAUAAAUGAGAUGCCAAAAAACUUGAGUAGAUUGAAAAAACUUCAAACACUGCCUUACUUUGUUGUGGGCAAAAGAAGUGGCUCGAUGCUUAAAGAGUUGGGGGGUCUUCGGGAUCUUCAUGGAACGCUUCACAUUUCAAAGUUGCAGAAUGUAGUCUCUGAAAAUGAUCCAGCUGGCGCCCGUUUGUUUACCAAGAAAUACCUUGAUGAGCUAGUGUUGGAAUGGAGUAACAGUACUGUUGGUCAGAAAAAUGUGCUUGAAGCGCUACAGCCUAAUAGUAAACUGAAGAAGCUCAGCAUUAAUUUUUUCUGCGAUACAAGAUUUCCAAAUUGGGUGGGGCAUAUGUUAUUCUCUGGCAUGGUUUCCCUACGUCUUAGCAACUGCAACAAUUGCUCAUCCUUGCCACCACUUGGACAGCUACCAUCUCUUGAAGUCCUUAUUAUUGAAUGGAUGGAUGCAAUGAAAAGUGUGGGUCCUGAAUUCUAUGAGAUGGAUAAGCCAUUUAAGUCUUUGAAGACAAUAUCAUUUGAGGGGAUGUCGGAAUGGGAAGGAUGGGUUUCAUUUGAAGUUGGAGGUGGAGAAUUCCCUAGCUUAAUUGAGCUUUGUAUAAGGAGAUGCCCCAAGCUGAAGGGAAACUUACCCAAGCAACUUCCUUCUGUAGCAAAAGUUGAGAUUUCUGAAUCUCAGGAGCUUGUGACUGCAAUUAUGACAGAGGCAUCAUUACACAAAAAGGACUUUACAUUAUCAGGACAAGGUUCUGUUCAUAAGUGA
Quercus lobata is the source of this 2388-nucleotide messenger RNA. RefSeq names its product putative disease resistance RPP13-like protein 1. Lineage: Eukaryota; Viridiplantae; Streptophyta; Magnoliopsida; Fagales; Fagaceae. The record is from RefSeq and is a predicted model, not a curated record. Gene Ontology annotation, molecular function: ADP binding. The coding region runs from base 1 to 2388 and encodes 795 amino acids. The transcript is spliced from 3 exons.